AUGCUCAGAGAAUUCCAAAGAUUUAACUCGUUCCAGCAAUGCCUUCCUGGCCUCUUUUUCUUCUUCAAUCCGGGCCUUGCCCUGCUCAAGUGCACUGCUCUUAAUCUCAAGUGAUGCAAUCUUUCUCAGAAGAUCUGCCAUUUCCUUCUCCUUUUCCAUUGUCAGUAGAAUGAAGCUGAUUCUUGUUUGCUCGAGGGUUACAAAAGCUUCAAUUUCUAUUUUUGAAAGGUAACGAAGAAGGUUAUCAAAUUCUCUUUGUGUACCUUUAAGUAUGUUCUCCUUCUCUUUCAUGCUUCGAUGGAAUCUAUCCUUCUCCUUUCUGAGAGUCUCCUCAGCUGCCAACUUUGUCAACACCAAAGCUGCCGAUUCUUUAUUCAUCUUAUCUUCUUCAUCUUGAGCAAUACGUUGCUGAAGAUCAUCUAUUUUCCUAUCUCUUUCUUUGAUAAUUCUGAGAAGGUCCCCUUUUACUUGCUCAUUGGACUUCUCAACUUCCAUUUUGGAAAGAAGUGUUGUUUCUAAUUCUCUACGGAUAUGCUCACAUUCAUCAUGAUAUAGUUGUAUUUGAUCUUGGGCAUCUAGUUUCGAUUUUUCCGAUUUUUCAGCAGCUAAUUUGGAAUGCUGCAACUCGAAUUUGACCGACUUCAAUUCCUGUUCUUGUUCAGCACGAACAAAAUUUGCUGCAUCCAAUGCGUCUGAGAUUUUUUCCAGUGCCUCCCUGGAAGAAGAUUCCUUCUGAAGAAGCAGUGCUUCAAGAUUAUGCACAUGCUCAGAGGACUUCUGAAGCAUUUCUUUGUAGUCAUUAAGCUCUUUCUGAAUAAGGAAGUGUUUCUGCUCAUAUACUUCCAAAGAUUCAACUCUUUCCAACAACAUCUUUCUAGCCUCCUGUUCUUCUUCAAUCCGCAUAUUAGCUCGAUCAAGUGCACUGCUCUUGCUCCUAACCUGCUCCUUCAGAAGUGCGAUUUGUCCAACCUUUUCAGCUAUGUACAGUUCCACUUCAUCUCCCAUCCUUUCAAUAUCUGACUGGAUCUCUGGAUACUUUGAGAACAAAACUAUGGAUAUGGCAUUCGACUCCUCCACUUCCAAUUUUAAUUGAAAAAGAGAGCAACAGGUGGCUUCUAGUUCUGCCUCGAAUGCCUGAAGCUGCUUAUCUUUGCAACUAAUUUGGAAAAUACACUCGUUUAA
This is a messenger RNA of Spirodela intermedia, 1182 nucleotides long. The record is from the annotation of a GenBank genome assembly. Lineage: Eukaryota; Viridiplantae; Streptophyta; Magnoliopsida; Alismatales; Araceae.